This is a messenger RNA of Malassezia pachydermatis, 429 nucleotides long. RefSeq names its product synaptobrevin. Gene Ontology annotation, cellular component: plasma membrane; SNARE complex. The record is from RefSeq and is a predicted model, not a curated record. The transcript has a single exon. Bases 1 to 429 code for a protein of 142 amino acids. Gene Ontology annotation, molecular function: SNAP receptor activity; syntaxin binding. Lineage: Eukaryota; Fungi; Basidiomycota; Malasseziomycetes; Malasseziales; Malasseziaceae. Gene Ontology annotation, biological process: vesicle fusion; vesicle-mediated transport.
AUGGAGACCAGGAAUUCAUCGCAUUACGAUCCCUAUAUUCCGCCAAGCAGUGCCGAAAGCUCGUCAAAACCGAAUGUGGGUGCUGGGAGCUCGCGUACCGCUCAAAUUCAGGCUCAGAUCGACGAAACUGUCGGCGUCAUGCGCGACAACAUCAAUAAGGUGAACGAGCGUGGUGAGAACCUGGACAGUCUGCAAAACAAGACGGACAGUUUGGCUGUAUCGGCACAGGGUUUCCGUCGAGGUGCGAACCAGGUGCGAAAGCGUAUGUGGUGGAAAGAUGUUAAGAUGCGGAUCUUGAUCAUUGUUGUCAUUAUCAUUUUGCUCUGUGUGAUCAUCAUUCCCGCCGCGGUGACGACAACAACAGAUGACGACAAGAAAACAAAGAACGCAACUACCGCUGCUUCGGCUCCCCAAGCUACAUCAGCAUAA